Molecule: messenger RNA, 1542 nt
Organism: Aaosphaeria arxii CBS 175.79
Lineage: Eukaryota; Fungi; Ascomycota; Dothideomycetes; Pleosporales
Product: MFS general substrate transporter
Exons: 4
Coding region: 1-1542 (513 amino acids)
Biological process (GO): transmembrane transport
Molecular function (GO): transmembrane transporter activity
Source: RefSeq, a predicted model, not a curated record
AUGGACCAAGAAAAGACCGACCGCAUCGUGACCAAAGACAACCGCGUCGAGCUCCAGGACUCAGACGCUUGGGACAAGCUGGGCUACAGCUUCCCGACAUGGCGCAAGUGGCAGAUCCUCUGCGUCGUCUUCCUCAUCCAGGUCUCCAUCAACAGCAAUGCAUCCAUGUACGCUAACGCCGUUACGGGGAUCCACGAGAAGUUCGGCGUCACGAAGCAAACCGCCCGUGUGCCGCAGUUGCUCUUCCUCGUAGCGUACGGGUUCGGAUGCGAGCUCUGGGCGCCGUGGUCCGAAGAGUAUGGCCGCUGGCCCAUCCAGCAGCUCAGUCUGUUCCUGGUGAACAUGUUCCAGAUUCCAUGUGCGCUGUCGAAGAACUACGGCACGUAUGUCAUCUGUAGGUUCCUCGGUGGCUUGUCGACGGCUGGUGGGUCAGUCACUCUUGGAGUGCUGGCCGAUAUGUGGGAACCUGAUGAGCAGGAGUACGCUGUGGCAUUCUUGGUCCUAUCCAGCGUCGGCGGUAGCGUUAUUGGCACACUCAUUGGCGGUUUCGUGGAGGCGUAUCUGAGCCUGCCGUGGGUAUUUUGGAUGCAACUAAUACUUGGUGGAUUCGUGCAGUUGGUCCAUUUGGUUUGCAAUCCGGAGACUAGAUCGACUAUCUUGCUUGACCGAGAGGCACGGAGAAGGAGGAAGACGGGCGAAGAUCCCAACUGCUAUGGUCCGAAUGAGAUUAGGACAAAGAGGAUGUCCUUUAAGGAGUUCCGUACCAUCUUCUGGAGGCCUUUUUACAUGUUCUUCACUGAGCCAAUUGUCCUCUGGCUAUCGCUGCUCUCUGGGUUCAGCGAUGCCCUUAUCUUCACGUUUCUCCAGUCCUUCCAGCCCGUCUAUGAGCAAUGGGGUUUUGGCACCAUUGGUGUGCAUCUAGCCUUCCUCCCUCUUCUCAUUGGGUACAUUCUAUCCUACCUCUCCUACCUACCGUCGAUCCGUCACUUCCGUGCAAAGCGGCGCAAAGACCCCAACAGCGUGAAACCCGAGGCACGACUGUGGUGGCUCCUCUUCCUCGCCCCUCUCGAAACAAUCGGCCUCUUCGGCUUCGCAUGGACAUCUCUAGGGCCUGACUACGGUAUCCCAUGGAUAGCCACCAUGAUCUUCUCCUGCAUGGUCGGCAUCGCAAAUUACGCAAUCUACCAAUCCUCAAUCGACUACCAAACCGCCGCCUACGGUCCGUAUGCCGCCAGUGCGACUGGCGGUAACGACCUAGCCCGAGACUUCCUCGCCGGUAUCGCCGCCUUGUACUCCACGCCAAUGUACACCAAGAUCCCUGGUCGACCCCUCGAGUAUGCGUCGACCAUCCUUGCGUGCAUGGCUAUUUUGGUCACUAUCCCGGUGUAUAUAGUGUAUAAGAAGGGGCCUGAGAUCAGGGAGAAGAGCAAGUUUGCGCAGAGCUUGGACAAGAGUAGGGAGGCGAGCAAGGAGAAGAGGAGGAAGAGUGGGGUUGGUAGGAAGGAUGUUAUUGAGGAGAAGUGGAGGAAGGAUAGUGUUUAA